Messenger RNA from Plenodomus lingam JN3, 741 nucleotides. RefSeq lists its product as uncharacterized. NCBI's taxonomy places the organism in Eukaryota, Fungi, Ascomycota, Dothideomycetes, Pleosporales, Leptosphaeriaceae. Gene Ontology annotation, biological process: DNA-templated transcription initiation. Gene Ontology annotation, molecular function: DNA binding; RNA polymerase II general transcription initiation factor activity. The record is from RefSeq and is a predicted model, not a curated record.
AUGGAUCCCAACUCUCUCGUCUCUCACCCGUCCACCGCCGCACAGGCCAAGACGUUUGUGGCUCCAGGCUCCCUCGCGUUCCCAAACAGCGCGGACCUGACCCCACCUUCUUCUGAGAAGAAUGCGCAACAGGAUGCCAACAACGCGAACGGUGUUGCGACUCCUGCGGCUACUCCCGAUACCAAUGGUCAAGUACCCUCUGGGAUCGUGCCGACUCUUCAGAACAUCGUGGCUACCGUCAACCUCUCUGCUCGCCUUGACCUCAAGACGAUUGCUCUGCACGCCCGCAACGCCGAGUACAACCCGAAGCGUUUUGCUGCGGUCAUCAUGCGUAUCCGUGAACCCAAGACGACGGCUCUGGUCUUUGCGAGUGGCAAGAUGGUUGUGACGGGUGCCAAGUCUGAAGAUGAUAGCCGCCUCGCUUCCCGCAAAUAUGCGCGGAUCAUCCAGAAGUUGGGGUUCAAUGCAAAGUUCACCGACUUCAAGAUCCAGAACAUCGUUGGCUCCUGUGACAUCAAGUUCCCCAUUCGCUUGGAGGGUCUUGCCUCACGCCAUCACACCUUCUCAUCUUACGAACCUGAGCUCUUCCCCGGUCUCAUUUACCGCAUGAUGAAGCCCAAGAUUGUCUUGCUCAUCUUCGUCAGCGGCAAAAUUGUGCUCACGGGUGCCAAGGUCCGUGAGGAGAUUUACCAGGCCUUUGAGUUGAUCUACCCUGUCUUGUCCGACUUCCGCAAGUCGUGA